AUGGCAGCUUUUCAGAGCACACUAUGGAGGUUGACUUCUGGGGUCUUAGGAGUAACGUGCCUUGUGCUGAUGGCCACUUUAGGAAUUUUGUUGAAAAAUGCAUUUACUAAACAAAGUAUUCUGCCAACAUCAUCUCCAGGACCCACCACCAUGGAACCUCGGGAAGGCUCUGGCUGCUGUUUUUGCCAAGAGAAAUGGAUUGGGUACCAAUGCAACUGUUACUUCAUUUCCAAUGAAAAAAAAACUUGGGCAGAAAGUAGGGAUUUCUGUGCUUCUCAGAAUUCCACUCUAUUUCAGUUGAAAAACAUGGAUGAGUUGCAGCCAUUUAUAAAAUACCUUAGAAAUUUUUAUUGGAUUGGACUCUAUUACUCUGACAAACAUCAUGCCUGGAUGUGGGAGGAUGGCUCUGCUUUUUCCAAAGAUCUAUUUGCAUUAACUGGAGGUUUAUAUCCAGGAAACUGCAUAGUGUAUAACGCACCCAAAACUGUUUUGAAUGAACCCUGCACAGAUGAAAAUUUUUAUAUCUGUGAAAACAAUCGCUUAG
This is a messenger RNA of Pipistrellus nathusii (Nathusius's pipistrelle), 544 nucleotides long. NCBI's taxonomy places the organism in Eukaryota, Metazoa, Chordata, Mammalia, Chiroptera, Vespertilionidae. The record is from the annotation of a GenBank genome assembly.